Molecule: messenger RNA, 4887 nt
Organism: Darwinula stevensoni
Lineage: Eukaryota; Metazoa; Arthropoda; Ostracoda; Podocopida; Darwinulidae
Source: the annotation of a GenBank genome assembly
AUGCACUCCAAGGUGCUGCUGUUUAUUGAUGGCCCGAGCUUGAGCCGGCAGGAACGUGACCUCAGGACAGUCAUUGUCAGCCGAUGUAUGAAAGUGUUGAUGGGUCUGGGCAUUCGGCCCUGUUUGAAGGAAGAUCAACAAAAGCUGAAAUUCAGCAUCAACUGGGGCUAUGAGAUUGGAAACUUAGUAGCUGUAAACAGAGCUCAUAGACUGAGGAAAUGGCUCAGUCUGGAUGUAGAAUCAUUUGAGAUGCUGGAAAGUGCAAUUGAGGAGAUUCCAAAUGAGAAUCUUUAUGAAGAAAAUUUCCAACUAUGGCUCACAGGACUGCAGAAUUUUGUGAAGAAUUCUCUCAUAGACUAUCAGUGGGAAACCCCUGAUCUGACCUCUCCCAUCAAGCUGCGAAAGGUGGCAACACCCGAGUCAUCUCAUCGGAACUUUGUUCUCAUUUUCACCACCUUUCCUGACAAUGAAACCUCCCCUCCAUCAGAAAAAAACAAGGGAUUCAUCCCUUCAACCCUGAUGAAGAAAUUAAGAGAACUGAAUAUGCAGUUCUUUGUGAUUGACCUGAAUCCAAACUCUGGUGCUACCAAUGCAAGGACCAAGGCAAGGAGAUUUCUCAGCAUGCUGAGAUGUGGUGUUGUGAAUCUCAAGGAUUUUGACAUGGGUGUUUUAAUGCCUAGCAGUGACUUAAGAAAGAGGAACAGUUUUGCUCUGGCAGCAAAGAUAAAAUUAAAAGUCUCUGAAGGAGACUUGAAUGUCGGCCUCCAUUGUCUUUCAUGUAAAGGGAGCUGCAGUUCACCCAAAGUUCCUGGUACCCUUGUGAUGUUGGGUAGUUUAGGGAAGAGGGGGAUCUUGUGGGGUCAUUCUCCUCCUAGUCAUCAAUUUUUAUGGAAGUGGUGCUGUGAUACUGAUGCACCUCCAGACCUUGGGAAAGGUGUUUACUUGGUCUCUGAUGAAAGCGGGAAGGAUCUAUAUACAUGGCAACAACUGCCAUGCAGCAAGGGUGCCAUCCUGGCUCUUCUCGAUGAAUGCCUACUUUCAAGUCCCAUGAAAGCUCUUCUGUUUCGGAAAGAUGAGAGACAGGAGACUUUAGAGGACUUCAGAAGGGAAUGCCUCCAGAGUCUUCAAAGGUCACAUUUGCAGGAAUCAAGCCAGUUUCAUUCACUUCUCCUUGAACCGUGGGCUGCUCCGCAAGCCAUCUUCCCAGAUCAUCUUUUGACAGAAGCCCGCAGGAAAUCAGAGGUGAUCGACCCGCUUACAGAAGACAGUGUGACCAUGAAGCCAGUGGCCUUGGUGUCAAAACAGCAAGAGAGACUGGAGAGGAAGGUGCUGAAAGCCAUUCCAGGACGGAGACACUUGAGAUCUGGCAGAAACCUGGAGAUGGUGAAGAGGGGCAUGGUUGCUGGAUGCCUCAAGAAAAUCCAAGCCCCAGACCCUAUUCUGACCAAGUUCGACAGUAUUACCCAACCUCAAAAAAGAGAAUCCUGUGAGUUUCGGGAGUUUCGGCAGGAUGACUUGACAUCUCUUGUUGAAGACUUGCUCAAGUAUAAAGCUGAAAUAAUAGAAAAAGGCGACUUUGAUGAACGGAUCCAAUGCCAUCGGGUCAUUGUGGAGGAGAUACAGAAUUUCCUUGCCAGAUGCAGCCCCCAACAGAAUGUGAGGGAUGUGGUUGCAUCACAUUUCUUCCUGGGACCAAAGGAAGUGAGAGACUUCUUGACGUUGGAGCAGCAGGUGAAGGAGUGUCAAUUUCAGGUCCUCAUCCAGAUGGAAGCUGGAUCUGGAGACCCUGACUUGGUUGAAGAAGUCUUCAAUGCUGUCUGUCCCUUUCUACGUCUUCUCUCCCUCUCUGAGUCUCCUCAGGGAUUUACAUCCUUUCUGAAACUCCUGGUUGCCUCAUUUCUUCCGAAAGUUCUUGAUGAUUAUUGUGAGAAAUGGAAGGAUGUGCUGAAGGAGAUCUGGGAGGAGCUGAACCUCCCACUCGAGCAGUUAUGUGACAAUCCUGAUGAUUCCCCAACUGCAUCACCAUCAGCUUCUCAUCUCCAUAGCCUCCCUGUCUCUCCUCGAUCAGUGCGUUCGAAUCCCAGCCUCCUAUCUGCGCUUCCUCAGCCACACUCGGCUGAGAAUUCCAUCAUGCCUGACAAGGAAGGAAGACGAAAGAGGACACUCAUCCGUCAUCCAAGCUUGAAUCUGGGUUCAGAGAAGGGAGUGAAACGUGUUUGCCGGAAGCUGUUUUCUGGAGGAAAAUCUGCAGACCCAAGCAAAGCCAAGAACAAGCCCAACUCACAAUCACCUGGAAGUUUCCUAGUGCCUGAGACACCUUUGAGGAAGCAAAGGGGCAAAGGACAGAGGCAAACCAAGCGGAAGACUGAUGGCAUCACUACAAUUGAAGAAUCCCCUCAAAUCGUCACCAGAUGCCGAUCCAGGAACGAGAAGCUCAGCCCGACGACGAUCUCGCAAACUGUGCAAGCUGCAUCUCGCUCCAGUUUCUAUUCCCAAGGCUCGAAAUCAAGGAACUUUGCCCGUGGAGAGCAGUCUCUGAAGACACAAUGGAUUCAGGGACACACUGAACCUCCUGCAAGAUGGAAGGCAGCCCCAUCCGGUCCCGUGACAAGGAGAUCGCUCUUCACUCGCUCUUCCUCAUGGGUCGAUCCGGACUGCUCGACUGAGUCGUUGGAGGCCAAUGAUUGUGACCUAGGGACACCUUUAAAAGGUGAUGUUCAUGAAGUUUUAGAAUCCCAGCUUGUCAAAGACAGUGAUAAAGAGGUUCCAACACACACUGGGUUGUUGAUGGAAGCUUCUUGUACACCAUUCAAGCAGGAUAUUUUUGAUAAGUUUGCCCCAAUAAGAACACCUACCAGAGAUAGCAUUUCAGAGAGCCCCCUUAAAACCGUGACCAAAGAUGUGACUUUGAAAACUCCAUCAAAGACCUUAACCAAAGCUGUUGUUUCAAGAACUCGAUCGCAAAUGACCAUCAAAGAUGGUGUUUCAGAAACCAACCAGAAGACCCCAGCUAAAACAGGUGUCUCAGAAACUCCAUCAAAGACCCCGGUCAGAAGGGGUGUGUCACAAACACCAUCAAAGACCCCCACCUAUGGAGGCACACUGAGAACUCCAUCAAGGACCCCAGCGAAAGGCUGCACUCCUAGGAAACCAGCAGUUAAAGGUGAUAUUUUACAAACUCCCUCAAAGACCCCAGCCAAAACAGGUGUCACAGCAACUCCGUUGAAGACCCCAGUCAGAGGGUAUAUCUCACAAACCCCAUCAAAGACCCCAACCUACAGAGGCACUCUGAGGACUCCAAGGAGGACCCCAGCAAAAGAGAGCUCAUCAACAACUCCUGGGAAACCAGCAGUCCAAGGUGAUGCUUUGAAAAACCCUUCAAAGACCCCAGCCAAAACAGGUGUCUCAAAAACUUCAUCAAAGACCCCUGUCAAGAGGGAUAUCUCACAAACCCCAUCAAAGAAAACAGCCAAAGGAGACACUCUGCGAACUCCAAUUAAGACCCCAGUGAAAGACACUUUGAUAAUCUUUCAGAAAAUGACAACUCGAAGUGAUGGUUUAAAAUGCAAUGAUUUCGGAAACCCCUCAAAAACUCCUUCCACAAGAGGCACUUUGAAAACUCCUUCAAAAUCCCCAGCCCUAGGUGACGUUUCUGAAUCCCCUUCAAAGACCCCAACUGAAAGUGACUCAUCAAGAACUCUGUUACUCCCCCCAGCCAGAGGUGGCACAACUAGAGCGCUGUCGAAACUAAGAAAGAUUGACAUAUCAAAAAGGACGUCGAGAACCCCAGACAAAUGUGCCACCUUUGGAACUUGUGUAAAACUUCUGACUGAAAUUGAGAUUGAUAUCUAUGGAGAACAUGCUAUGUUCAGAGAUGACGAAGUAGAACUUGAAGAGACAGAGGACGAGGUCUUCAAGGUUCCUACUGACGUGUCCCAUAAUCCCUUGAUGUCCCCAUUACGCUCGGCGACAUUAUGCGAGCAGAAAUGGACCCCCUCUAAACAUGAAAUGACCCCUUCAAAGAGGAAGGCAACUUCUGGGGACGAAACGAAGACGCCAUUAAAGACGAGCGGGACACUCGGUGAGACCCCGACUUCGAGCAUCAGCCAUCCCAGCGCCUCCCGUGUACCUCCUCCAUCACUGUCACCCAGUGUGCCAGGGAAGGAAGGGAGGGCACUUCCUCCAUUGGACUUGCCCCUUCCUCAUGCAACCCCAGUGAGAAAACUCGAGUACAUAGAAAGUGAAGGCGAGAGUGCCGUGGAAAGUACGUCGUCGUGUGGGCUCCGGGUCGACCUCUUCUGCACUCCCCCGUCGCCCGUGUUCACACCCGCCCGAAAGAAGCGACGGACCCCCGGUAGCAACCCGAGUUCUCACCAGCAGAAGGAUUGCCCAGAUGUGAGGCUUCAGUGCGUGAUGCGAUCGCUAGACUUCACGGAAACCCUGCAGGUGUCGGUGGACUCUCGCAGCGCUCCUCUUCCGUUCGGCGAGAUUUCUUCCGAUCGGGGAAACGAGAUGUUCAGCCCCCUCGAAGACGAAGACGACAGCUUCCUCAAGUCCCAGGUCAUGUCCGUCGUGUCCCGGCUCCAGUCCGAGUCCCCGGACCAGAAGCCCAGGAAACAAAAAACCCUCCACUCGUACCUCUCUCCGGUGGAAAAAAAGCCACCGGAAGACGAAACCCCCCAUCCCGGAACCGACGCGACCCCCCCUCCAGUGAUCCCCGUGACCUGUUCCGGCAGUCAGUGCAAGUCUACCCCCGAUCGCAUCGACUGCUGGCCCAACCGAAAACGUCGAUACCAGGGCCCCGACGACGGAACUUCGGGGAAGCGAAUAUCCAUCGAUCGUCGUCGUAUUUUUGGAGCACUCCAGGGUGACGAACCCGUAGCCUGA